Messenger RNA from Linum tenue, 1716 nucleotides. NCBI's taxonomy places the organism in Eukaryota, Viridiplantae, Streptophyta, Magnoliopsida, Malpighiales, Linaceae. The record is from the annotation of a GenBank genome assembly.
CUUCUUAUUCUUCUUCCUUCGCUCCAUCUCCUUGGGGGCCUAAUCCAAAAACCGCGAAAACCCUCCCGCCACAUAUCGACAUACGCUUCUCCUCCCGCCUUUUCCCUCUCUCAAUCUACGGCCUGCAGGUGAUUGCUUCUUCUUCUUCUUCUUCUUCCUCUCGAACUUGCCGGCCUCCCCUCUUCCAUAAACCCCUCGGCUACCACUGCAAUUUCGAAUUUGUGGGCUGAUACAGUUAGGGUUUCCGCCAAAAUUGAGCUAUAAUGUUUCGCUUUGCCUUGAACCCGAAUUCAGGAACACUUGGUGAGGGAAUGGCAGCGACGGGAAGCAGCAGCAGAAGAAAGAAUACAUACGCCGAAGCUUCGAAUCGGAAAACUCUCUCUCCAAGCACACUCCGAAGCCCUGCUUCCUCACUUUCCCUCAAAUCAGUAACUAUGAAUAAUUGGUGGCUCGUUCAGGCGGAAGGUAAUGGGAUUGCCGUCGAAGGUUUUGCUGCUAGACCGUAAGUACGAAAACUCAAUUUCAUUUGUGAAUCAGCUCAUUCAAAUAGUUCGUAAGGGUUAUAAAAAUUGAAUCUUGUACUAUUCUUCAUUUUGUGAUCUCAAAUGGAAGUUGUUUAUGGGUUUGAAGUUUGGGUAGAUCAACGGAAUUUGUUCAGAAGUUGAUAGCAUUCCGAAUACAAGAGUUUUUAAUCAGAAGUUCAAAUAUUAAGCUGAGAACUAAUCCAUGCGGCCAUGCCAAUAACCAGUGAUUUGGUGAAUGUAUCCUAUUACUAUGUUUUGGGUGCCUCACCCACAUACUUACAGGCUAGGAACUAGAGAAUUCUGCUCGGCGCCUAUAGUGGAGAGGCAUGAUUCCAUCACUCUGGAGACUGCAGAUGGAAUCACUGUCAUACUUGGUGGAAUGAUCAACAGAUUGCGCACUCUACUGAAUGGCUUCCCCGUUUCGGUCUGUAACCUUUUCGUGCUGGGGUUCCCUCCUCACUGGGAAGAAGUCACAGCUCAGUUUUACUCUAGUGACAAAGAAUGUUCAGCCACCAAUCCUGGGAUAACUCUGACGCCAGCAAUGGUUGAUGAUCUAUCAGUAAUACAGCUUCGGGAUGUCGUAAUGAGCAUCCCGGAAGGUUGUGAACAUCAGUUUUGGGACGUAUUACUGCAACAACGCAAAGAUAAUGGUGAAGGUCGUAGUAACAAGGGAGGCAGCCAUGAAGAAGAGGGGGAGAAAGAGAAGGGCAAGUCGGAGAUGGAAGGGGAAGUGCUUGUUACGCCGAGUAACAGAAGAGUGGUUCGAAGAGUUGGUGGUGUUGUGACGAGGAGUAUGCAGAGGAAGAAGAAGGAGAAAGAGAAUGUUGUGGAGGGAAGUGAAAGGUUGAAGUGUCCAUCGAAGCUGGGUAGUGAAAGGAAACAGAAGGUUGCUGCUGCGGUUAAGAGUGGUAAGGCCAGCUAAAUGGAGGCAAAUUUCAGACUUGUAAAUUCAUGUGAGCGAUUGGAAUCUUCGUCUUAUUUUGGUGGUUUGCUGUGAAAUGCUACCAAUGGAAAAAUUAACAAAACUAAAUGGGUAAAAUCUAGUUUACUAAUAUGCUUUGAUAGAUUACAUCUGUAUCGAGUAGAUGUUUUUUGUCACUCACCAAGCUAGCUUGACGGGUUAUUCGAUAUAAUCAUUUGCACUAAUCGAAUCAUUGUGAGGUUUGAAUUAUUUGGAUCAUCUUAGUUUGUU